Saimiri boliviensis boliviensis (Bolivian squirrel monkey) is the source of this 537-nucleotide messenger RNA. The record is from RefSeq and is a predicted model, not a curated record. NCBI's taxonomy places the organism in Eukaryota, Metazoa, Chordata, Mammalia, Primates, Cebidae.
AUGCUGGCUUACCACUCUUCUCUCAUGGAUCCUGACACCAAACUCACUGGAAACAUGGCACUGUUACCCAGAAGUCAAUUCAAAGGACCUGCCCCCAGAGAGACAAAAGAUACAGAUAUUGUGGAUGACACCAUCUAUUACUUCAAGGCCAAUGUCUUCUUCAAGAACUAUGAAAUUAAGAAUGAAGCUGAUAGGACCUUGAUAUAUAUAACUCUCUACAUUUCUGAGUGUCUGAAGAAACUCCAAAAGUGCAAUUCCAAAAGUCAAGGUGAGAAAGAAAUGUAUACACUGGGAAUCACUAAUUUUCCCAUUCCUGGAGAAUCUGUUUUUCCACUUAAUGCGAUUUAUGCCAAACCUUCAAACAAACAGGAAGAUGAAGUGAUGAAAGCCUAUUUACAACAGCUAAGGCAAGAGACUGGACUGAGCCUUUGUGAGAAAGUUUUCAACCCUCAGAAUGAUAAACCCAGCAAGUGGUGGACUUGCUUUAUGAAGAGACAGUUCAUGAAGAAGAGUCUUUCAGGACCUGGACAGUGAAGG